AAGAAGCGCAGCCAUGCUGCUCCGGGUUCAGUGCUGAACUGUCCAGCGUGUGUUUGAGGCUCGUCUCGUCUCGUCUCGUCUCGUCUCGUCAUGAUGCUUGAGAGGAGCAGAGUGACGGUGGUGGCGGAGCUGUUGUUCAGCAGAAGGAAGCAGAGCUGUGAAGACGCUGAGGAGCAGGAGGAGACCGUUCACUGUCUCUGCUCCAGAGCCUUCGUUCAGGACCGGGAGCUGUACCGCUCUGACAACAGACUGCUGUCCUCUGCACUGAUUCACACUGCGGUCCACGAAUCCAGUGAGGAGGAGGGGGAGGAGGAGGUGUUGGAUGAAGAGGCUCAGCUGAUGGUCAGCAUGGGUCUGCCUCUAGCCUUCGUCAGCUCCUCUGACCUAAAGAGAGCAGGCAGGAGGUCACAGAGGAAGACUGACACUUACUCUGAAGAUCCAGAUGAAGAGGAGAAAGAUGACAAACAGAUGCAGGACAACAGCAAAGCCAAAAAGCAAGAAGAGUCUGAUCCACUGGAGGAAGAAGAAGUAGCAGGGAACCACAGUACUGGCUGGGAAACCUACUGGGCUCAACAGGGUGAAGCUCUUCUGUGGAGCAGCUGGCUGAAUAAACACCCAGAGACGGAGCUGCUGUUGGCGGAAGAUCAAGCAACAGCCACUGCUCCAUGGGACAACACGGAAAGUAAAGCAGAGUGGGACAAACAUGCUGCAGACAUGUACUACUCCUACUGGGAGCAGUACUGUUACUGGGCUGCACAGGGCUGGACCACUGAUCAGUCUGUCUGUACUGGGAACACUGGUGGAGAAACAGCUGCAGGUGUGAUGGACAGAGGCUCAGUGGAAUGGAAUGAUGGACAGACUGGAGCUGAGAGCCAAAACAGAGAAGAAGAUGACAUCGAGGUUUUGAAAGACCAGUUUGAACAGAGCUGCACAUUAGAAGCAGUUGGAAGCUCUGUGACGGACUCAGAGAAACACACGAGUGUGGCUGAUGUCACAGAGCAGUCAGAGGAACAGCUCUGCUGCUCUGAUUCUCCGUCUGAUGAGAAGGAUUGCAAACAACCCACACAUAACGUCCCACAGAACACAGCCAAACAUACAGGUUCCCAGCAAGCUACUGGCAGCCAUGACAGACAGCGAGGCUUAGCGAAUAAGAUGUCAGACAGAGAAGAUGAUGAUGAUGAUGACAAACCACCAGGAGGAGGACACGCUAAAAUUAAACGCAGUCCUGGUUUAGUCUUGACUCAGUGUUGUGUGUUCAGUCAUGAGCUGGAUGUGGAGGAGACUCCUCAUCUGACGCCUGAGGAAGCUUGGCAUAAACUGGGACUCAAACGCAAUCCAGAGCCCAUGUUCGACAGUGUGUUGAGCUUUAAAGACAGUGCUGGACCAAAGCGUCAGAGGUGGACAAAGAGACUCACUCACAAGAUCGACAAACACACCCACUUCUCAGAGGACACACACUCACCUGCUUGCUCCACUCUCGUCAAGGUCCAAGACUUCCUCAGAAAGAGUCAGGCAGAGACACAAGUGAGUCCAUGUGACCAGACUGAGACAACAGAGAGGACAUCACAGGAAUGUGAGGACGCUUUUCUGUCUGUGAGACAGAAGGAGACGGAGAGUGCUGAGAGAGGAGGUGAAGAGACUGUGGAAGAAAAGAGCUGUAGUUCUGUGUGCAGUUCAGAUGCAGAGAGGAGGCAGAGCAGCGCUCUGGAUAAAGACAGGAAGGAAGAGGAUGAAGAGGAGGAGGAGCAGGAGCAGCCUGGUCGAGAGAUAACGUGUCCAGAAAUCCCUGUCUUCCUCCUGUGUGAGGAAGCCAAAGAUGACAGCGAAUUUAGUGUGAAAGAUGGAAAGAGGAAGACCAGGAAGCAGAGGAGGAAGCAGCAGGCCCCUGCAGACAUGGCAGUUAAACCUGAGCUGGCCAAAUACUGGGCUCAACGUUACAGACUCUUCUCUCGCUUUGAUGAAGGGAUCAAACUGGACAGAGAGGGUUGGUUCUCGGUGACUCCAGAGAGGAUUGCUGAGCACAUCGCCCUCAGAGUGAAGCAGAGCUUCUGUGACUCACAGCUCGUCAUCGACGCUUUCUGUGGUGUCGGAGGAAAUGCCAUCCAGUUUGCCCUCACUGGGAAGAGAGUCCUAGCCGUUGACAUCGACCCCGUGCGUCUGAACCUCGCGCGGCACAACGCUGCAGUUUACGGCGUGGAUCAUCUCAUCGACUUCCUGCAAGGUGACUUCCUUCAGCUGGCGCCCCGUCUCCGUGGUGAUGUGGUCUUCCUGUCUCCUCCAUGGGGGGGACCAGACUAUCUGACUGCUGACGUGUUUGACAUCAGGACCAUGAUGGAGCCUGAUGGGUUUCAGAUUUUUCGUCUGGCCAAACUGAUAUCACACAACAUCGUGUACUUCCUUCCUCGCAACGCUGACAUGGAUCAGAUCGCCUCUCUGGCUGGUGCAGGAGGGAAGGUGGAGGUGGAGCAGAACCUUCUCAACAACAAGCUGAAGACCGUGACCGCUUACUUUGGCAGCUUGAUUGGAUCAGACAGUCAGUGACCACCGUGUCAGGAUUUCUUCUUCUUUCGUCACAGUGAAUCUGAUGAUCACAUGUCUAAGUGAGCGACGGCCCAUGUUUUUAUGAAUGUGUUGGGAUAAGCUAAGACUUAAAAAGAGAGUUUUACCUUUUUUUAUCUAUUUUUUAUCUAUUUUUAUCAUUCUUCUAUGUUUUAAAUUUGAACCAAUACAUUUUUUUUAGAGCCUGUUGUGUUUGUGAUCAUCAUUUUUUAGGGUAAAUAGACCUGGCUCGUUGAAAGUGAACAAUCUCAUUCUCGCCUCGUCUCACGAGACACGAGGAAGAGGACGGCCAAACGUGACUGUUCUCUGAUUGGCUGUUUGACUGAGGCUCUGACUCUGGCUGCAGUCAUGGUUAUGAGGGAGCGACUGAGUGUGUUCACGCAACCAUACCUGUUGUUGAAUGUUUAAUGAAUUUAUUCAAAGUUUAUAAAAUUAAUGGUGAACACGAUUAUGACUUUUAACUGUGGAUAUAAUGAAUAAGAGUUACCAUAAUUGUUCAUUUUGUUUCCAAAGUAUUUUCACUGUAUAUAAGUCCUUCCAUUGUGGAACAUUAACACAUUAAAAUGUAAAUAAAUGAAACGAUAUUUGCAGUUUAUGUGGAUCCAAAGAUGGACAUGACUCCUAAAGCGUUGUUCUUCAUGUACACGUGACUUCAUUGAAGUCGUUCCAUAUUUCAAACAAAAGUUUUUUGAUAAUGUCACAGUUGACCUGGACAUACUGCAGGAAGUAACAUGUCAUUAUUGUAGCUGAUUAAAUAUGAAAACACGUUCAUUUAUCACCUUGUGCUCGCUCUAAAUCAGACAGCAACUCCUAACUAAACUAAGUAUCUUGUAGUUUUUUCAAAGCCACAUGGAGCCGCUGCAGAGAGGCCGAACAAUUACAUGCUCUCAAUUCUGGGUCAAUGAGAAAAGCACAAAAGACUGAGAAGCCAGUGUUAAAAACAAUAGCGAGGCAACGUUUUAUACACAGAACAUGAAGAAAAAAAGCAACGUGCUGCUCGGGAGGCUUUAUCAAAACAACUGUGUCAUUCAGGGUCCAAACAGCAUGCCGUUACAGAGCAGCGCAGUCCAAACAAUACAGAGGCAGUACAAUCAGAAGUCAGGAAUAUUCAGCCACAGGUUUUAUACGUUUUCAUCUCGCGUCAAACAAGGUCGAUAAGAAACGUUGUGAAGCAGUGUGAGUCCUUGCAGUCCACUGAGCUGUGACACGUCAAGUUAUAUAUUUAGACAAUCUCUUUUGAUCAUAAGUUCGGAGUGUUGUUUUCUUUAUGGUUUCUUUUUUGAUCUUUAUGAACAAUACGUUUCACUCUAAAUUGACCGUCAGUGUGACAGUGGACAGUUGUUGUCUCUGUGUCCCUGUGAUGGACAGGUGACCUGUCCAGGAUGUGACCCCCACCUCACCCUAUGUCUGGGAUUGGCACCAGCACCCCUGCAACCCUCAUGGGGAGGAUAAAGCAGGAGAAUGAUGAAUGAGUGAGUGAGUUUAUUAUUACAUUAUUAGUGUUGACCAUUAUCAAGUCAUUUUGAUCCAAUUGUGUUGAACUCAGAUCUUCUGAUACUUGAGAAGAAAAGCAGCCAUGUGUAAAUGUGUGUUUGGUUUGCACCUCUGUCCUUAAGACGUAAACAUACUUAUUUUAGUCUUGUUUUUCGGGAUUGUGCUGCUUGGCUGUGUCAACAAUGUUAUUAUGUUAUUAACAUGUACUUUCAGUAUUUAAUUUCUGCAAAGCACAUUUAAUUUAAUGGCCACCCUGUAUGAGUUUGUGCCAUGACAGUGGAUUUGUCUUGUUCUUGUGUUCAAAUGCCAAACCCUCUAUCCUCAGCUUUGAAGCCAGAGCAAUAAACUGAGGCUGCAUUUA
Solea senegalensis (Senegalese sole) is the source of this 4414-nucleotide messenger RNA. RefSeq names its product trimethylguanosine synthase 1 (gene tgs1). The record is from RefSeq and is a predicted model, not a curated record. The coding region runs from base 91 to 2541 and encodes 816 amino acids. Lineage: Eukaryota; Metazoa; Chordata; Actinopteri; Pleuronectiformes; Soleidae. Gene Ontology annotation, biological process: 7-methylguanosine cap hypermethylation; 7-methylguanosine RNA capping. Gene Ontology annotation, molecular function: RNA cap trimethylguanosine synthase activity. The transcript is spliced from 15 exons. Gene Ontology annotation, cellular component: nucleus.